This is a messenger RNA of Trichomonas vaginalis G3, 3123 nucleotides long. Its product is annotated as cyclic nucleotide phosphodiesterase family. Lineage: Eukaryota; Parabasalia; Trichomonadida; Trichomonadidae. Bases 1 to 3123 code for a protein of 1040 amino acids. The transcript has a single exon. Gene Ontology annotation, molecular function: 3',5'-cyclic-nucleotide phosphodiesterase activity; protein binding. Gene Ontology annotation, biological process: signal transduction. The record is from RefSeq and is a predicted model, not a curated record.
AUGAAAACAUCCCCUACAACAAAUAAUAGAAGUGAACCUAAAAGGGAUGAUAGUGAAACAGAGUCAACAGCGCAAGCAAUUUUCGAUAAGAUUAUGUUUACUUUAAAAACUGAGGCUUUUCCAACUGCAAUUGAAAAAGUUCUCGCAGAAAAAUUUCCUAAUCAUACAAUUAUAGUCUGGAUGUAUUUUAAUAAACAAGACAAGUUUUAUUCUUUAGCAAAAGAUAUAUUAAUUCCUGCAGAUACUGGACUUUUAUCCUUUUUCCAAAAAUUUCCUCAACCUUUAUCAAUUAACAAGCGUGAUGAGCAUCCUUACUUUAAUGCAGAAUCAGAUAAUAAUAUUGUACCACCAGAUUCACAUACUUUUAUAAUACCGAUAUUAAAACGUACAGGACAUCCAGUUGGAAUGAUCGAAAUAUCCAAACCCGCAAAAGAAAAGACAUUUUCACGGACAGAUUUACUUUUUGGCCAAUUAAUUAUGAAAAAGAUGUCAAUCUACUCAAACUUCCUAUUUCCAUCAGAAAGUGCUAUUUCACUUGUUUUGAGUGCAUCUUUUAAUGACCAAUUUCCACAAAUCGUUGGUAAAAUUAAUCAUGCUCUUGAAAUGCACUUUAAAUGCCGCAAAGCGGACAUCUGGAUGUACAAUACAAAGAAAUGUCGUUUCUUCUGCUUUGAUCCCAACAGAGAGAAGCCAAUUCAGGUAGAACCUCCAAAUGCAGGCGUAAUCGGUCAUUGCCUUGAAUCCUGUACAAUGAUACACGAAAGAUCAGUUAGAUCUCAUCCAAACUACAACUAUCUUCUCGACGGAACUUACGAUGAACCAGUCCUUGCAAUGCCUUAUGUAGAUCUUGAGAACAGAACAUGGGCAGUUAUACUCCGCGGUAGAGCCAAUCCACGCUAUUUCACUGCUAUAGACGUUAGCGAUCUACGAACAUCCGUUUCCUUCAUCAUCCACGCGUUAUCAGCUUCAAUGUCACCUCCACAGUUCGAAGCCCAGCUUGAUGACUUCGAGCAAAGACUUAAAGCUCUUCUGGAUAUCGCGCAGAACCUUUCUGGAACGCUAGAUAUCGAUGUUCUGAUUCCGACUAUUAUGGACAGAGCCAUUCAGCUUCUCAAAUCCGAAAGAUGCUCAUUAUUCUUAGUAGAUCAGACGAAACAAGAGCUCGUAACUCACUUCCACGGCGGUCUUGAUACAGAAAUCAGAAUGCCAAUGAACAGAGGUAUUGUCGGCCACUGCGCCAUGACCGGUGAAACAGUUAACAUUGAAGAUGCAUAUCUAGAUUCAAGAUUCGAUAAAACUGUCGACUUGAAAACAGGAUAUCGAACUAAAUCUAUUCUUUGCCUUCCAAUUUACAACAACAGAGGUGAAAUUGCAGGUGUAACAGAAAUGAUUAACAAGAUUGGCUCAGACAAAUUCGAUGCAGAUGACAUUAAAAUGUUAAUGGCUUUUAAUGUCUUUUGUGGCAUUUCCCUUGAUAACGCCAAGCUCUACCAAGCAUCAUUAGACCUCACGAAGCAGCUGAGAACAUUCGUUGAUUUGUCAGCAGCUCUUUCCCAUGCAGAUAAAAUCCGAAAUGCUCUUCAGUCCAUUUUGAUGAGCGCGAUGAAAGCAAUGGAUGGAUUAAGAGCAACGAUCUACCAUAUCGACCAAACUAACGGAAAACUCACAAAGCUUGUUAAUGCAGGAAUUGAACCUAAAUACGACACAAUUUUUGCACAAUUAGCUCUUCAAAAGCUUGCACCACAGAUAUUUGGUGCACAAGAGAUAGAAGAGAUCGUCAAUUCCGGUGCAGACAACAAAAGUGUCCAAGAUGACAACAUGUCAGUGAAAUCAAACAAAGCGAACGAAAGACAAAGAAGAAUUGCAUCGAUUAUCACGAGAAAUGCAUCAAUAGAGACAAUGAAAUCAGGUGGAGGAGCUGCAGAAGUCAACAUUGUCUGCAGUCCAAUGCUUACAUCAGAAAACACUCCUUUAGGUGUCUUGGAGAUAGAAACCGCCGUAAAAAUGAUGAAUGAAAACCUGAAACUGCUUGAAUGUUUCUCAGUUUUUGCAGCAAUAUCAAUAGAAAAGUUCCAGUUAAUUGAUAUUGUUAAGCUUGGCCAAGGCGAGAGAGAACUAAAACAGAUGAUUUCUGAUGAAGAAAGAACUUUGACAACAAAAAUUCCAGAAAAAAUGAGUAUCGAAAAUGAUUCUAUUUGGAAGAGGCAUUUCGAUGCACAGUUGUGGGCUGAUCAGUACAUAACUGUUUUGUUCAAUAUCUUCUAUAGAUUCGAUCUGCCAAAGGAGUUCAACAUCACAAAUGAAAAACUUUUCAGAUUUUUGACAGAAAUUAGAGAUACGUAUAAAAAAGUUCCAUACCACAACUGGAGACAUGCUGUUGAUGUUACCCAGUUUGUUGUUUACGAACUCCUUGAAUCAGGUUGCGAUAAAGUUCUCACUAAAUUCGAAGUUUUCGCUUUGUUAGUUUCAGCGGUUUGUCAUGAUGCAAAUCAUGAUGGUUUUACAAAUGUUUACAACGUAAAAGCUGAGACUCCUCUUGGUAUUUUAUUCAAGAACCAGUCAGUUAUGGAGACACACCAUUGCCAAGUUGCAAUUGGAGUGAUUUCCAAAGAAGAAUGCAACAUUUUUUCAGCAUUGAAUGCAGGUGAUAACAGAACUAUGUGGAUGACAAUCAUUUCAUUGAUUUUGUCAACAGAUAUGGCCAAACAUUUUGAAAUUUUGAAGAAUUUCAAUGCGAUUAUGGACGCUGGUGAGUUUUCUAUGGAGAAUAAAGAUCAUAGAAUUCUUCUAAUGCAGUUAUUACUUAAGACUGCUGAUAUUUCAAACGUUUCGAGGCCAUUCGAUAUUGCAAACAGAUGGUGUGACAUUUUGUGCGAAGAAUUCUUCAGACAAGGUGAUUUAGAAAUGGCUCAGGGCAUGGAAUAUACAUCUGAUUUAAAUGAUAAGGCUCAUCUUGAUAAACCAAAGUCUCAAAUUGGUUUUUAUACUUUUGUUUGCUUACCUUUGUAUCAAGCACUUGCAAGAGCUUUCCCUCAAUUAAGCGUUAACGUGAAAUCAGUCCAAUCUAAUCUUGCAAUCUGGAAACAGACAACAGAAGCAAAACAAAAACUUAAUUCAUCAUGA